UUCCUCGUUCGAUUGUGAUCUCUGCACGGCAAAACGAUUCACGUUCUCACUAAUUGUUAUCGACGUUCGCGCUUUCGAUUCAAUUCAAUGGUUUUGCUGUUAGGUCCCUCCACCUUCUUCUCCGGCGGACGUCGCCGGAGCAGGGAGCUCAGAAUCGCCGUAGCUGGCGACGCAUCCACCGGAAAAUCCACCCUCAUUGCCGCCAUGGCUUCCGGCUCUUACUCCGAAUCGGUUCCACCGCUGCUCCCUCCCACGCGGUUGCCUCAUAAUUUGUUCAAUGAUUCCGUUCCCCUCAUCCUUAUUGACACUCCUUCAAGUUUGGACAAACAAGGCACGUGCAAUGAGGAAUUGAAGCAAGCUGAUGCAGUGGUUUUAACGUAUGAUUGUGAGGAACGUGCAACCUUUGAGCGUUUGAGUAGUUACUGGCUUCCCGAGCUACGCCGGUUAGAGGUGAAGGCACCGGUGGUUGUGGUUGGUUGUAAGCUAGAUCUGCGGGAUGAUAGUCGGCUAGUGAGCUUAGAGAGUUUCACUUCACAGAUCAUGCAACAAUUCAAGGAAGUUGUUACCUGUAUUGAAUGUUCUGCAGCUACGAUGUAUCAGGUCCCUGAAGUUUUCUAUUUUGCACAAAAAUCAGUACUGCAUCCAGUCGAUCCAUUGUUUGAUUAUGAAAGAAAUGCUUUAACAGAUAGAUGUGUAAGGGCAUUAAGAAGAAUAUUUGUAAUCUGUGAUCAAGACAUGGAUGGUGCCCUAAAUGAUGAAGAACUAAAUGAAUAUCAGGUUAGAUGCUUCAAUGCACCAUUGCAGCCAUCUGAAAUAGCAAGAGUCAAAAGACUUAUAGAGCAGAAAGUACCUGAAGGAGUAAACUAUACUGGUCUUACUUUUCCAGGCUUUAUUUAUAUCCAUAAUAUGUAUCUAAAGAAAGGAAGUACAGAGACAUUUUGGACAGUUCUAAGAAAGUUUGGGUAUGAUAAUAAUUUAAAACUCCGGGAUGAUUGCCUUCCAGUUCCAUCUAAGAAGGCUCCUGAUCAGAGUGUGGAGCUAACAAGUGAAGCUAUAGAGUUUUUGAAUGGUACCUUUCGAUUGUUGGAUACAGAUAAAGAUCGAUCCCUAUGCCCUGCAGAAGUUGAUAAGCUUUUUAAUACUGCUCCAGAGAGUCCAUGGAAUGAUGCUCCAUACAAGGAUGCAACCGAGAAAACUAGCAUGGGUUAUGCAUCUCUGAAGGGAUUUCUGUCUCAGUGGGCCCUCAUGACAUUACUUGAUCCAACACUUAGCUUGGCUAAUUUGAUUUACAUUGGAUAUAGUGGUAAUCCUGCUACAGCUUUGCAAGUUACUCGUAGAAGAUCAGCAGACCGCAAGAAGCAAACAACAGAAAGAAAUGUGUUCCAAUGCUAUGUUCUUGGUUCUAAAAAUGCAGGGAAAUCUGCUUUGCUGAAUUCAUUCUUGGAAAGGCCUUUCUCAGAUAGUUAUACUCCUACAACAGUUGAACAGUAUGCAGCAAAUGUAGUUGAACUAAUUGGGGGAACUAGGAAAACUCUCAUAUUGUGUGAGAUACCAGAGGAUGGCGUAUCAAAGUUUUUGUCAAAUCAGAAUUGUUUGGCUGCAUGUGAUGUAGCUCUUUUUGUGUAUGACAGCUCAGAUGAACAUUCAUGGAGGAAAUCCAGAGAUUUACUUGAGAGGGUUGUUAGAAAAGGAGAACUAACUGGCUAUAGAGUUCCUUGCCUCCUCAUUGCUGCUAAGGAUGAUUUAACUCCCCAUCCGAGGGCGUUACUGGAUUCAGUAAAGGUUGCUCAACAAUUGGGAAUAGAGGUACCUAUUCAUGUAAGUAUGAAAUUGGAUGACUCAAGUUAUGUGUACCAGAAGAUUGUCAAGGCUGCAGAACACCCUCAUUUGAACAUUCCAGAGAGUGAGACUGCAAAGAAAAGAAAACAACAGCAGCAAUUUUUCUAUCAAUCUCUUAUGUUUGCCUUAGUUGGAGCAGCUGUUGCAGCAUUUGGUUUGUCAGUGAGCCGAGCACGUGCCAUAAAGAAAAGUUCAGUUACUUAGUCAUCAAAAAACUAUUCAACUGCACCAGUAGUUUUUUUCUAAUAACAUUAACUAUUGACUGCAUUGACUGUGCAUUAGAGUGGUUUUGGAUACCCUAAAGUUAAAAAUAUACGAUGUAUAGUUCUUGUAAUCAUAUUUAUUUUUUUGUUGUGAGAAUGCUUUAAUAAGGCUACCUAUUUAUAUAUAUAGUUUUUCUUUUCUUUAA
Molecule: messenger RNA, 2248 nt
Organism: Arachis duranensis
Lineage: Eukaryota; Viridiplantae; Streptophyta; Magnoliopsida; Fabales; Fabaceae
Product: mitochondrial Rho GTPase 2
Exons: 14
Coding region: 88-2043 (651 amino acids)
Biological process (GO): small GTPase-mediated signal transduction; mitochondrion organization
Cellular component (GO): mitochondrial outer membrane
Molecular function (GO): calcium ion binding; GTPase activity; GTP binding
Source: RefSeq, a predicted model, not a curated record